AUGAUAUUUAUUACUUUUGGAAUAUUAUAUAUCUAUUUAUCUAUGUUCAUAUCUUUGUAUUUCACUGUUUUCAUCUAUCUAUCUAUCUAUCUAUCUAUCUAUCUAUCUAUCUAUGUUUCAUUGAAAAUGCUAAUGGUUAAUGACAUACCAGACAUGGCAGGAACAUCUAUCUAUCUAUCUAUCUAUCUAUCUAUCUAUCUAUCUAUCUUUUGUUUCACUGUUUCUAUCUAUUUCAUCUCAAGUGGAACUCAUAUAUGCGCUCCAGCUCAAGUGGAACUCAUAUAUGCGCUCCAGCUCAAGUGGAACUCAAAUAUGCGCUCCAGCUCAAGUGGAACUCAUAUAUGCGCUCCAGCUCAAGUGGAACUCAAAUAUGCGCUCCAGCUCAAGUGGAACUCAUAUAUGCGCUCCAGCUCAAGUGGAACUCAAAUAUGCGCUCCAGCUCAAGUGGAACUCAUAUAUGCGCUCCAGCUCAAGUGGAACUCAAAUAUGCGCUCCAGCUCAAGUGGAACUCAUAUGCGCUCCAGCUCAAGUGGAACUCUCAUAUGCGCUCCAGCUCAAGUGGAACUCAAAUAUGCGCUCCAGCUCAAGUGGAACUCAUAUAUGCGCUCCAGCUCAAGUGGAACUCAUAUAUGCGCUCCAGCUCAAGUGGAACUCAAAUAUGCGCUCCAGCUCAAGUGGAACUCAAAUAUGCGCUCCAGCUCAAGUGGAACUCAUAUAUGCGCUCCAGCUCAAGUGGAACUCAAAUAUGCGCUCCAGCUCAAGUGGAACUCAUAUAUGCGCUCCAGCUCAAGUGGAACUCAAAUAUGCGCUCCAGCUCAAGUGGAACUCAUAUAUGCGCUCCAGCUCAAGUGGAACUCAUAUAUGCGCUCCAGCUCAAGUGGAACUCAAAUAUGCGCUCCAGCUCAAGUGGAACUCAAAUAUGCGCUCCAGCUCAAGUGGAACUCAUAUAUGCGCUCCAGCUCAAGUGGAACUCAAAUAUGCGCUCCAGCUCAAGUGGAACUCAAAUGCGCUCCAGCUAUGCGCUCCAGCUCAAGUGGAACUCAAAUAUGCGCUCCAGCUCAAGUGGAACUCAUAUAUGCGCUCCAGCUCAAGUGGAACUCAGAUAUGCGCUCCAGCUCAAGUGGAACUCAUAUAUACCAUCUACCGCAUGUGGAACUCGUAUAUACAAUAUACCUCAAUUGA
Acanthosepion pharaonis is the source of this 1182-nucleotide messenger RNA. Lineage: Eukaryota; Metazoa; Mollusca; Cephalopoda; Sepiida; Sepiidae. The record is from the annotation of a GenBank genome assembly.